UUCAUCAUCUGGAACUUACCCAGUCACCCUCGCAAUCCCAAAACAAAAAACACAAAAAACAAAAAAACAUUACGCCCUUGCCUUUGCGCGUAACCCCAGCCAGCCCCAAAGCCCAUCAAGGCCAUGUUGUAACCCUGAUAAAAACUCAUACAAUUUUACAACUCUUCCAUUUCAUCCGUUACAUUACACAUACACAACACACAUUGAGGACAGUGCUCUUCUUUCUCUCUGCCUCCAACCAACCCAUCCCAAACCCUAACUCUUAUUAUCAGAUCGUCUUUUAACUUUACAAUUUAUUUCAUCUCAACCCUUGAUUGAUCAAAUCUAAUCUCAUCGACAUCUGAUUUCCUAUUUUGUCCCUUUGCUGAAGAGGUUUACAGUCACAGGUGUGUGUAGGGUGUUCGACAAUGGUGGGAGGCGGUAGCAGAAAAGACGAAUCGUUGGUUUUAAACAGCAAUAAUGUGUUCGCGGCGCUAGGAAACUUGAAGAAGAAGAAGAAGUCUUCCAGUAAAGAGCAAGGUUCAUCGAAGAGCAAAACCAAACCCGCCGAGAAGGAGAAAGAGAAGGAGGUUUUCUGGGCCCCAACGCCGCUUACUGUUAAGUCAUGGGCUGAUGUCGAUGAUGAGGAUGACGACGAUUACUAUGCAACAACCGCGCCGCCUCAAUCGGUUUGGGGUACUGUGGACCCCAGCCCCCAGAAAGAGUCCCAGGAGCCUCCUGUUGAGGAAAGUGAAAGUGAGGAAGAAGGUCUUGAUGAGGUUGAUGAGGAUGUUGAAGAAGAACAUGAAAAUGAAACUGAGACAGCAGUAGAAGUGGAGCCACUAGUUGCGAAGCCUCCAGAAACUCCUUUGGCUCCUAAAGAUACAGAAAGGCAACUUUCAAAGAAGGAAUUGAAGAAAAAGGGUCUCGAAGAACUUGAUGCUCUUCUUGCUGAGAUGGGAUUGAAAAAUGAAGCCAGUGGCCAAGAUGGAUCUCAUGGUGUGGCACAAGAGAAGAAAGGAGAAGAUAAUGGAUAUGUUGAAAAGAAGGAUGAUGGCCCUGCAGAGAGCAAAAGUGCCAAAAAGAAGAAGAAGAAGGAUAAAUCCGUGAAGGAAACAAAAGAUUUGUCUCAGGACCAGCCUGAUGGUGCUAACAUUGGUGGUGGGACAGAUGAAACUGCAGGGACAGAGAAGGCCGAGGAUACAUCUGUUGAUGUGAAGGAGCGGCUGAAGAAAGUAGCUUCUAUGAAAAAGAAAAAGUCUAGUAAAGAGAUGGAUGCUGCUGCCCGAGCUGCUGCUAGUGAGGCUGCUGCAAGGAGUGCAAGGCUUGCUGCUGCAAAAAAGAAAGAGAAGAAUCACUACAAUCAGCAGCCGGUGCGGUAAACUGGCAGGACACUU
This is a messenger RNA of Pistacia vera, 1376 nucleotides long. RefSeq names its product putative histone deacetylase complex subunit cti6. Lineage: Eukaryota; Viridiplantae; Streptophyta; Magnoliopsida; Sapindales; Anacardiaceae. Bases 408 to 1361 code for a protein of 317 amino acids. The record is from RefSeq and is a predicted model, not a curated record. The transcript is spliced from 3 exons.